Molecule: messenger RNA, 579 nt
Organism: Cetraspora pellucida
Lineage: Eukaryota; Fungi; Glomeromycota; Glomeromycetes; Diversisporales; Gigasporaceae
Source: the annotation of a GenBank genome assembly
AUGACAUUAAUCAACGUAAUCGGCAUAACUGUAAUUAAGAAGCCUCGACCAUUAUUUCAAAGCCUAAUUUAUAGAUGCAGAAAGAUUAAUGUCAUUGAAUUACGUCCUAUUGUAAAGACGUCUUUACAACAAGACAUAACCAGUGACAUAAAUCUUUCUGCACCUAUUAUUAUAAAAAAAGCUAAAAAGGGUGGUCCCACAUUUGAUGAAGUAUGGGAUUAUUUUGUAAAAGGUGAACAAGAUAUCCAAAAGUAUUGGCAUAAUAAAUUUGUAAAUGAUAGUCAUGCAUAUUCAAAAAAUUCACAAUUAAAAGCAAUUUUGCCUGUACAAGUUAGUAAUGAUUAUGAUAGAAUUAUUCUAAAAGCUUGGACUGUUACUAAUAUUCUAUUUGAAUUGCUAGAUAAAGAAUUUGCAUUAGUGCAGAAUGCUGUAGAUAAUGAAUUAGAUAAUGCUAAACAUCUAACAUUAAGUAUAUGUAAAUUAAAAGCCUUUAAUCUUGCUUCAAUUGAUAAUUAUAUUGUAGGCAAAAAAGAAGAAAGUAAAGAAUAUAAAAGUAAUGAUAAUGAAACUUUAUCUUAG